Messenger RNA from Aspergillus affinis, 1524 nucleotides. RefSeq lists its product as uncharacterized. Gene Ontology annotation, biological process: carbohydrate metabolic process. NCBI's taxonomy places the organism in Eukaryota, Fungi, Ascomycota, Eurotiomycetes, Eurotiales, Aspergillaceae. The record is from RefSeq and is a predicted model, not a curated record. The transcript is spliced from 7 exons. Bases 1 to 1524 code for a protein of 507 amino acids. Gene Ontology annotation, molecular function: polygalacturonase activity.
AUGUUAGCGGGAACGAUUGUAUCUAGCUUCUAUAUUCUCGCUGGAGCAGUUAGUGCGGUCGGGGCCUUGAACGCAGUCCCACACAAUCCGCACAAGAUAUGCAAGAUCCUGGCUGGAGGAUCAGAAACGGUUGAUGAUGCACCAGCUAUUCGCCGCGCCUUUCGGGAAUGCAAUCACGGGGGAAAGAUCGUCUUUCAGAACACCACCUACCAUGUCAACACGGUGCUGAAAACCACAGGGCUGGUCGACGUCGACAUCGACCUUUAUGGAACUCUUUUGUGGGGAACGGACAUUCCUUACUGGCGCAAUAAUUCACUCCCUGUCGGAUAUCAAAAUAUGUCGACGGCCUGGGUGAUCAGCGGUAAGCAUCUGAGAUUCAAUGGACAUGGACAUGGAACAUUCGAUGGAAAUGGCCAGGCCUGGUACGAUUUUACUGCCGGAGAGUCAAACCUUCCGGGAAGGCCCCAUGCUCUCACUGUAGCCAAUACCACGAACGCCGUAUUCCAGGGCAUCAGAUUUGUGCAGAGUCAGAUGUGGACAUUGUCAAUCAUCCACACCCAUCAUACACUGUUCGACUCAAUCUAUGUGAACAACACAUCAGCGAACAAAAAUUCUGCGCAUAAUACGGAUGGUGCGGAUACUAUCUAUAGCUCCCACAUCACAUUCAAUAACUGGUUUGUGGACAACGGCGACGACAGCAUUAGCGUGAAAGCCAACUCCACCGAUAUUCUGAUCACAAACUCCACUUUCCAUCGCGGUCUAGGUAUCGCCGUCGGAAGCAUUGGUCAGUAUAGAGACGCUUUCGAGACAAUAGAGCGGGUCCGAGCGGAGAAUAUUGUUUUCGAUGGCACCCUGCAUGCGCUAUAUUUUAAGACCUGGACGGGCGAACAAGUGAGCUAUCCACCUAAUGGCGGAGGAGGCGGUCUUGGCUAUGCCACCGAUCUCUCAUGCUCCAAUCUGACGGCCCAAAACCUCAGAGGUUCUGCAUUUUCCAUCUCACAGUGCACAUCAUUCUCGGACGCAGUCGGCAACUGUACCUCUUCCAAAUUCGAAAUUGGCAACAUUACCGUGAACGGAAUUUCGGGAACUACGAAGAAAAAUACCGUAGCAAGCUUUCAAUGUAGCGCUGUCAAACCAUGCAGAAAUAUCGCGCUGGAGGGAGUGGAUCUGGUACUGGCAUCAAAUGGAACAAAGGCUGUCGACUACCUCUGUGGCAAUGUGAUUGGGACAACAGGUUUCAACUGCACCGGAAAGGCUUGUGAGGGAAAAAGCGCCACCGGUGAAUGGGCGCUAUGGCAAACCCUUCUACUGGCAGAUGCAUAUGACAUUCUCGUUCAGGACGAGAUUAUCACGGAGCCAAAAACCCCAUCCAGGCCAUCAAUCAGGGCGUCGGCUCCCACCAUCCGGCGAAGAUCCUAUCUCAAUUCAUCGCGGCGGACUCGACCUGAAGAAGCAAGCCCUAAUAACGCCAAGACCGGUGUGGGAAGAAAGCAGAAAUUGUGGACCGCGGAAAAUGGGGUCUGA